UCCCUCACCAUACACACUUUUCCCCUUUCUCUAACACAACGCAGCAACAGUAAGAAAGAAACAAAGAAAAGAGAACCAACGAGCGAAGGGACGGAGCUGCGAUUAGAAGAGAGGAUGUGCCACGCUGCUGCCACUGUCCAGCCGCCUCGCCACCGCCAUCGCGUCACCGCCAAGCCAUCGCAGGAGACGUUGAGACAGAGAGCUGCCGCUACGGUAAACGCGUUGGAGGAGAGGACGCCGCCAGCCCUGUCGCGCCUGGUCGCUACCAAGCUCGCCGUCGGAGAUCGCCGUUCCCUCACUGCUGCUACGUCGCCGUCGAUGAAGCUUCUGCCGCCGCCGUGAAUCGCGAGCAGAGGAGGGGGAGAAAGAGACGAGUUCGUAAGGGAGAAGCAGCGCUGCCACCUCGCCGCUGUACCUCCUUGCUGCCGUCGAGCUGUCCGCUGCCGUUGUCGCCGUUCUGAUCGCCGGUGAACUAUCGUUGGAGCCGCCACUAUCCUGGUUCGUUGGUUGUGUAAAGAAUGAAGCUGUUGUGUUGCUGGUUGCGGCUUAGCCAAUCGUCACGUUGCAACCGCGCCUUCAAUUCAGUUUCUGCGAAAUUCGAAAGUUGAGGCAAAACCUUAUUGAGAAACGAAGAGAAAGAGAACCGUAAGUAACAUGCCGAAUUGCAAUGACAAACAACAGAAGAUGUGGCCUUCUCAAACUUGUUUCUCUUCGUAAUGCUUCUCACUCUUCCUCAAAUGCAAAACCUGACUCCCAUUUGGCAGCAACAUUAACCGCUAAGAAGAGUGUUUCUGGGUUCCACACUAACAUUGAUGAUGCUGUUGCCUUUUUCAUUCGCCUCAUUAAUGAGCACCGCACUCCAUCUCAACUCGAACUUGGUAAGAUUUUGAUGUCUGUUGUUAACAUGAAAGAAUAUCCCACUGCUAUUUUUCUCUUUGCACAAAUGGAGUUUAAGGGUAUCGCUCCUUCCAUGAUUAGUCUGAGCAUGUUGAUCAAUUGUUUUUGCCGUUUGGGUCAAAUGAAUUCUGCUUUCUCUGCAUUGGCCAAGAUUAUCAAGAUGGGUCAUGAAUUGAAUAUCAUAACACUGACCACACUCAUCAAAGGGUUCUGUAUAAACGGCAAGGUUAGGGAAGCCCUACGGUUUCAUGACAAACUAAUAUCUCUAGGUUUUCAGCUUGAUGAGGUUAGUUAUGGGAUCUUAAUUAGUAGUCUAUGUAAAAUGGGGCAAGCAAGAGCCGCCAUGGAGCUUUUGCAAAAGCUAGAGUGUUAUACAGUUAAGCCUAACAUAGUAAUGUACAGAACAAUUAUUGAUGGAUUGUGUAAAGAUGGUCUUGUAAAUGAGACACAAAAUUUGUUCCUAGAGAUGAUUUCUCGAGGAGUUUAUCCUGAUGUUGUCUCAUACAAUUCUCUGAUGCAUGGUUUGUGUUGUACCGGUCGUUUAAAAGAAGCAACUCAAUUGUUGAAUGAUAUGGUUGUUAAAGACAUUAACCCAGAUGUAUGUACCUAUAACAUUCUAGUCGAUGCAUUAUGUAAAGAUCGAAGAAUAAUAGAAGCCAAACAAGUGUUUGAUAUGUUGAUGGACAGAGGAAUCAAGCCUGAUGUAGUCACAUACAAUACAUUAAUAUAUGGAUACAUUUUAAUUGGCAAAGUGGAUGAAGCAGCAAGUUUAUUUGGUGAUAUGAAGAAAAUUGGUCUGGCUCUUUGUGUCUGGAGUUAUAGUAUUAUGAUAAAUGGAUAUUGUAAACACAAAAGAUUGGAUGAAGCUGUAACACUCCUUAAAGAGAUGCCCCAGAGAAAUUUGAUUCCAAGUACCGUAACAUAUAAUUCUCUUAUUGAUGGCUUUUGCAAAUCAGGGAGAAUACCUGAUGUGCAAAAUCUUCUUGAGGAUAUGUAUGCUAGAGGCCAGUCCCCAAAUAUUAUUACUUACAAUAUCUUGUUGGACAGUUUAUGUAAAGGUAGUCAUCUUGAUGUUGCAAUUGAAUUAUUUCAGAAAAUUUUUGGCAAGGGGGGUUGGUCCUUAUGCCAUACACCAUACUGAUCGGUGGAUUCUAUAAUCACGGGAGAGAUAAAACUGCUGAAGAGGUUUUCAACCUUCUCCAUAAUAAAGGUUGGCGAGAUGUCAAAGCAUUUGAUGCUAUGACCAAUGGGUUGUGUAAGAACUAAGGAGGGCUUGUUCGACAAAGCAACAAGCUUGCUAUCAAAUGGAUGGCAAUAGUUGUGCUCUAGAUGAUAUAACUGCUUUUGCAAUUGUUCAUGCUCGAGAAAAAUGAAAAAAGAAAAAGUAGAGAAGUUUCUUUGUAAAAUGAUCUUUAGAGGCAUGUUGAAGCAAUAAAAGAAGGUAAUACAUUAUUGUUUUUCAACUAAAGCUGUUUCUUUUUAUGUGGAAAAGUUUUAUUAUGAUUUUUAUUCAUCCUAUUAAGGUUUAGAGUAAGAUUUGAUUUGAGGCUCUGUCUUAGGACGAAUUUCUAGACUGCCAAGUGCUUACAAGGUGGUUUAUACAUGAUUGUGCAGUAUAAAUAUAUAGAAUUCAAACCAACCUAUAUAAAAACUUAGUAUGGAACUUAAGGAUUGACAAAGAAUGAACUAUUAGCUAGGUGAGCUGAAAAAGUUUAUUGCUUUUAUGUCAAGAAUGAUGGACUAUUCAUGGCUAUAUCAUUACUGAAGUCUAAACAUUCCUAUGUCCUCAAAAUUUUAUUAUAACCUUGUGUCAUUGGUUAAUUUCUUAUGUUUAGAAUAUUUAGGGAGUGUAGUUGGAAUUACUAUGAUCAUCCAUGUACUUUUUUUAUUUUGAAUCUGGCUAGUGAUUACCUUUACGGAAAUUUUUUUUAAAAUAAUCUGAGCAGUAAAUAGCAAACAUUCCUUGGUUUCCAAUUUAUUCAUUGUGUGUUUUCCUUUCACAUUGGCUAAGAGAAGUUUAAUCCUCACUUUCUUGGUUGCACAAUCAAACUUUUCAAAUGAUUGGUUUGCUUUUGGACUGUGUCGCAUUUCUUGGAAGUAAUUUUUUAAGUGAUCUUCCAGAGAACAAUAUUUGAGAAGGUUGAAUAAGUGAAAUAUGAGAGACUGAAAGAGGCAUUGUUUCUGUCGCUAGCAAUUUGAAAUUGGUUUUGAGAUAUAACUAUAAAUUAUGGCCAUCGAUUGGAACUAAAGUACACCAAGUGUCUCUCUUCUUAUACUUAAACUUGGCUACUAUUUAUCUCAAAAACAUGAUGAACAUAUCUUUGCAAAGUUGCUUUUUCUUCCAGCUCCGUUCUCAUGUUUCUUUUUAGAAUUUAAUUAAAGAUCGAUCUUUGUUCAAUAUUUCAAAAUCUCUUUUUAAAAUUUUGGCAGUGCAAUUGUUUAGGAUACAACUAGCACACAAACCUGUUACAUAUUUCUCCAAGUUUUAAACCUAGCACAAUCCAAUUGUUGUCUGUGUUGAAUUUUUUUUUU
Molecule: messenger RNA, 3429 nt
Organism: Arachis stenosperma
Lineage: Eukaryota; Viridiplantae; Streptophyta; Magnoliopsida; Fabales; Fabaceae
Product: pentatricopeptide repeat-containing protein At1g12775, mitochondrial-like
Exons: 3
Coding region: 668-2038 (456 amino acids)
Molecular function (GO): protein binding
Source: RefSeq, a predicted model, not a curated record